Molecule: messenger RNA, 810 nt
Organism: Amphibalanus amphitrite
Lineage: Eukaryota; Metazoa; Arthropoda; Thecostraca; Balanomorpha; Balanidae
Product: peroxiredoxin-2-like
Exons: 5
Coding region: 99-692 (197 amino acids)
Biological process (GO): hydrogen peroxide catabolic process; cellular response to stress; response to oxidative stress
Cellular component (GO): cytosol
Molecular function (GO): thioredoxin peroxidase activity
Source: RefSeq, a predicted model, not a curated record
UUCUGUAGACUGUCCAGAGGAUCCAGGUGGCUGAUCAGUUCGAGGUCCUCUGUGCAGUCUUCAGUCGUGGGGCAGGUGGAAGAGCCUGCUGUGUGAAGAUGCCGUACCCGCAACUCCUGCAGAAAGCUCCCUUUUUUAGAAGCCAGGCAGCCAUUGACGGCGAUUUUCAGGAAAUCUGUCUGACUGACUACCGAGGACAGUACGUGGUUCUGUUCUUCUACCCUCUCGACUUCACAUUCGUCUGCCCCACUGAGAUCGUGGCAUUCAGCGACGCAGCAUGGAAAUUCCGUCAAAUAAAUUGUGAGGUGAUAGCGUGUUCGACCGACUCGCACUUCUGUCACCUGGCCUGGAUCAACACGCCUCGCAAGGAGGGCGGCCUGGGGCCCAUGAAUAUCCCGUUGCUCUCCGACAAGAACAUGGUCAUCUCACGCGCCUACGGCGUGCUCAACGAGGAGCUCGGGUACCCGUUCAGAGGUCUGUUCAUAAUCGAUACGGAGGGCGUGCUGCGACAGAUCAUCGUUAACGACAUCGGCGUGGGCCGUUCCGUGGACGAGGUGAUGAGACUCGUGCAGGCCUACCAGUUUGUCGACAUACACGGAGAAGUGUGCCCUGUUGGAUGGAAACCGGGAGACAAAGGCGUGAAUCCCGACACAGACAAGAGCAAAGAUUACUUCGCUGUUUCACACAAAUAAAACGCGACACGUCUGAAACAUCGCUAUGCUGACAAAAGCAAGCCUGACCAUUCUUUCACCUGUAACAUGUUCGAAUUGGAUAAUGUGAUUAUUGAGUGUCACAAUAAAAUUAAUUCAC